Penicillium taxi is the source of this 213-nucleotide messenger RNA. RefSeq lists its product as uncharacterized. The transcript has a single exon. Lineage: Eukaryota; Fungi; Ascomycota; Eurotiomycetes; Eurotiales; Aspergillaceae. The coding region runs from base 1 to 213 and encodes 70 amino acids. The record is from RefSeq and is a predicted model, not a curated record.
AUGGAAAACGCCAGGUACAUCACACAAGACGUCACCAAUGACUUGAAGGGCAACGAGUUGUGGAUCAACUGGGCAUUAACCGAAAGUUCGAUUCCAGGAAUGCUGGAGAUGGAUUGUAUCAGUGACGCUGAAUGGAAUGCACCACCGCUUGCAGCCUUUGGCACAAAAUACACAAUGUCAUUAAGAUUCUGGACCCAAAGUGGAUUGCCCUAA